CUUAAAUGUGAUUCAAUUAUUGCCCUCCGAGCACCAUUAUUAGACUUACACGGCUGGUAGUUUUUAGAUACAACCCGCAAUUAUUGUAGGAUCGUUAUUAUUCGCAUAUCGUCCGUAUGUUUUAGCGUGCUUGCUGACAGUUUAUAGCAAGGGGAUGCAUUUAUUGCGGAUUUAUGAAUGGCACUGAUAUGGAGGAAAUACCGUUUCAGAAAGUCAAAACCAGACGGAAGAAAUGCCGUUGUUCCCCAAUUUCCCGUUUGGAUACAAUCGCAUGCGAAGACGAGUUCGACUGCAAAGAGCUGGAGUCCCUGUUUCAAAAUUACAACCUGAAAUUGGAACAGACUUCGACCUUGAAAGCACUCGUAAUUUUGAUCAUCACGACAGCGAGUUUGGCGAUGGUAGAAUUGAUGUUUGCGCCUAGCUUGACCAUAUCCAAAGGCUCGAAUCCAGCGCACUGUCUAAUAUUCAUUUCCCUCUUUGUAGUCACCAAUGUCAAGUAUCUGCAGGUUACCCAACUCAAGCAGAUCGUUAAACUCACCUUACUCUUUAGUUUUACUUUCGCUUUUCUCUGCUGUCCUUUCUCUUUGGGAGCCUACGGCUUGGAAUCCCCUACUUCUUCAGAACACGGAAUGUGGCAACUUAUGUUGGUGAUAUUUGUUUGUUAUGCCCUACUCCCCGUUAGGACGUUAUUGGCCAUUGUAUUUGGUUCUAUGGUCUCCGUUUCACAUAUCAUCGUUACGGCCACUUCUAUAACCCUUGGAAGGCAGAUGCUUUGGAAAACGCUGCUGGCAAAUGCAAUCCUUUUUGUUAGUGUAAAUUUGUCUGGGGUUUUUGUGCGGAUUUUAACUGAAAGAGCGCAAAGAAAGGCCUUCCUUCAGGCUAGAAAUUGCAUAGAGGAAAGACUCAGGUUGGAAGAUGAAAACGAAAAACAGGAGCGGCUUCUAAUGAGCCUUUUACCACGAAAUGUUGCUAUGGAGAUGAAAGAAGAUUUCUUAAAACCACCAGAAAGAAUUUUUCAUAAGAUUUACAUACAGAGGCAUGACAAUGUGAGCAUUUUAUUUGCUGAUAUUGUUGGAUUUACAAGUCUGGCAUCCCAGUGUACUGCACAAGAGCUUGUUAAGCUGCUCAAUGAAUUGUUUGGAAAAUUUGAUGAACUGGCCACAGAAAAUCACUGCAGGAGAAUAAAGAUUCUUGGAGACUGUUAUUAUUGCGUAUCAGGAUUAACCCAACCCAAAACAGAUCACGCACAUUGCUGUGUUGAGAUGGGACUUGAUAUGAUUGACACCAUAACGUCUGUGGCAGAAGCAACUGAAGUUGAUCUUAAUAUGAGAGUUGGGUUGCACACUGGCCGUGUUCUUUGUGGUGUUCUGGGACUUCGAAAAUGGCAGUAUGAUGUCUGGUCUAAUGACGUCACGUUAGCAAAUGUAAUGGAAGCUGGUGGAUUGCCAGGGAAAGUUCACAUAACAAAGUCCACCUUACACUGCCUAAAUGGGGAUUAUGAAGUUGAACCAGGCUAUGGCCAUGAAAGAAAUAGUUUCUUGAAAAAACAUAACAUUGAAACAUUUUUUAUUGUGCCAUCCCAUCGAAGGAAGAUAUUACCAGGAUUGAUCUUGUCUGACAUAAAGCCAGCCAAAAGGAUGAAAUUUAAGACUGUCUGUUAUCUAUUAGUUCAACUCAUGCAUUGCCGUAAGAUGUUCAAAGCUGAAAUCCCUUUCUCAAAUGUAAUGACCUGUGAGGACGAUGACAAGAGGAGAGCGCUACGAACAGCCUCUGAAAAACUCGGAAAUCGGUCAUCUUUUUCAGCUACUGUCACGCACAAUAAUCCUGGAACCAGAGUAAAUCGUUACAUUAGCCGUUUAAUUGAAGCUCGGCAAACUGAUUCAGAGAUGUCACAGUUGACUUUCAUAAGUUUAAAAUAUAAACAGAUCGAACGGGAUGAGAAAUAUCACAAUAUUCACGAUGAAUACUUCACCAAUGCAGUUGCCCUUUCCUUAAUUUUAGUGGCCUUAUGUGGACUUGUUUAUCUACUAAUUUUUCCACGAACCACUUUAGUUCUUGUUCUCCUAGUAUUCUGCAUAUGCUUCCUGGUUGCCUGUAUUAUGUAUCUACACGUCACAAGAGUACAGUGUUUUCCAGGGUGCCUAACAAUACAAAUUCGAACAUUUAUAUAUAUAUUCAUAGUCACUUUAAUUUACUCUGUGGCCCAAGGAUGUGUGCUUGGAUGCAUACCCUGGAUAUGGAGUACAAAUAAUAGGACUUCGAUUGUAAUAAUUUCUUCUAAAGGAAAGAAUAAAACUAUGGAUGAACAUCCAUGUGAUGAAACUCAUUAUGCUUUCUUAUCCUGCAUAGUGAGCACUUUAACACUGGCAAUCUUUUUACGGAUUUCUUCACUGACAAAGAAUAUCUUACUUCUUUUUGCUACAAUUUUAUACAUAUUCAUAUUGGAGCUCAGUGGAUAUAGGACAUCUAUGGGGUAUUGUAGGCUCAGUAUUCUUGGAUAUGAACCGAUCAUUUCCUUUUUGUUGUUUUCUUGUGCUUUGGCACUACACUCCAGGCAGGUGGAUCUAAAGUUACGGUUAGACUUCCUCUGGGCUACUCAGGCUGAAGAAGAAAGAGAUGACAUGGAGCGAGUAAAACUGGACAAUAAGAGAAUUCUCUUUAACCUUCUGCCUGCACAUGUUGCACAGCACUUUCUCAUGUCUAACCCAAGGAAUAUGGAUCUCUAUUAUCAGUCCUAUUCGCAAGUUGGUGUUAUGUUUGCUUCCAUUCCAAAUUUUAAUGAUUUUUACAUCGAACUUGAUGGCAAUAACAUGGGAGUGGAAUGUUUACGGCUUUUAAAUGAAAUAAUUGCUGACUUUGAUGAGCUAAUGGAAAAAGAGUACUACAGAGACAUUGAAAAAAUCAAGACAAUUGGGAGUACUUACAUGGGCGCUAUAGGACUUGUGCCAACAACAGGAACUAAGGUGAAAAAAACAAUUUAUUGCCAUUUAAGUACACUGGCGGAUUUUGCAAUAGAAAUGUUUGACGUUCUUGAUGAAAUCAACUAUCAGUCUUAUAAUGACUUUGUCCUGAGAGUAGGUAUAAAUGUUGGCCCUGUAGUGGCAGGAGUCAUUGGCGCCCGGCGACCACAAUAUGAUAUUUGGGGGAAUACAGUGAACGUUGCUAGCAGAAUGGACAGCACAGGCGUACAGGGUAAAAUUCAGGUAACUGAGGAUGUUCAUCGAAUACUGAAGAGGUGCAAUUAUGAAUUUGUUUGUCGUGGCAAAGUUAGUGUCAAAGGAAAAGGAGAAAUGUUAACAUAUUUUCUUGAAGGAAAAGUUGAUGGAAUAAACUCACAAACCCGAUCUUUAAAUUUGGAAAGAAAAAUGUAUCCAUAUGGAAGACUAAACAUUCAAACUAAAUUGGGAAGUAGUUGUCCAUCGGUAGCCAGCUUAACUUUCAAAACCCAUGAAAUCCCAACAAUGCAUAAUCUUGCAUCUGUGCCAGCAUGUAAAGCGGUAUAAUACACAAUAUAACAAAAUCUAUGUGUGCAUUGUUGUUUAUUGCCUGUUCUUUGGGAAUCCUUCAUAGUAUGAUUUAUGAGACACAAAAACAAAAUUCACUCAAAGAAACAUUUGGCAUUUGUAUUAGCAUUUUUAUUUCAUUGUAGACAAUGAGGGAAAAUAGAGCAUUGAGUCACCCCUGGGAGUUUCUGUGUGUCUUUCCCACCACAAAGCCUGACAUAUUGGAGCCAGAAGAGUUGUGCAGUGUCAUUGGCUCACUGGCCUAAAAUAGACAGUAACCUCUGAUAAUGUUACAUAGUU
This is a messenger RNA of Spea bombifrons (plains spadefoot toad), 3803 nucleotides long. It is a transcript of the gene ADCY1, whose product is annotated as adenylate cyclase 1. The transcript has 21 exons. The record is from RefSeq and is a predicted model, not a curated record. Gene Ontology annotation, molecular function: adenylate cyclase activity. Gene Ontology annotation, cellular component: plasma membrane. Gene Ontology annotation, biological process: cAMP biosynthetic process; adenylate cyclase-activating G protein-coupled receptor signaling pathway; intracellular signal transduction. Lineage: Eukaryota; Metazoa; Chordata; Amphibia; Anura; Pelobatidae. Bases 174 to 3503 code for a protein of 1109 amino acids.